Messenger RNA from Penicillium paradoxum, 2559 nucleotides. It is a transcript of the gene las21, whose product is annotated as mannose-ethanolamine phosphotransferase LAS21. The coding region runs from base 1 to 2559 and encodes 852 amino acids. The transcript is spliced from 7 exons. NCBI's taxonomy places the organism in Eukaryota, Fungi, Ascomycota, Eurotiomycetes, Eurotiales, Aspergillaceae. Gene Ontology annotation, biological process: GPI anchor biosynthetic process. The record is from RefSeq and is a predicted model, not a curated record. Gene Ontology annotation, cellular component: endoplasmic reticulum membrane.
AUGGCGGGUUUUCGAAAUUGGGCGAUGAUUAUUGCCAAUCUACUAAUACCCAUGGGCAUACUCAUCUUCUCUUCAGGAUUCUUCCCUUAUAAACCGUUGAUUCAUGGACUGGCGACUUUCGAUGACACAAAAGAGGAUGCCAUUGUACCCGCCAUCUUUGAUAAAGUCAUUUUUAUGGUCGUCGAUGCGCUACGGAGCGACUUUGUAUAUUCAAACGACUCGGGAUUUUUGUUUACACAGAGCUUGAUCCGAUCCGGUGCUGCGUUGCCAUUUACUGCCUAUGCAGGCGCCCCAACUGUUACUAUGCCUCGAUUAAAAGCCAUCACGACUGGUUCAGUUCCAUCUUUCUUGGAUGUUAUUUUAAAUAUUGCCGAGUCAGAUACUUCAUCAACACUGGCGUCCCAGGACACAUGGUUGGCACAGUUAAAGGCCACGGGAGGACGUCUCGUGAUGUAUGGAGAUGAUACUUGGCUUAAGCUCUUCCCAGGGAUGUUUGACCGAGCUGAGGGGACAACAAGCUUUUUCGUGUCGGACUUCACGGAGGUAGAUCAUAAUGUGACUCGACAUGUCCCCAGUGAGCUUGUCCGAGAUGACUGGACUGCCCUAAUCAUGCAUUACCUGGGUCUUGAUCAUAUAGGACAUAAGGCUGGCCCAAAAAGUCCCUUCAUGAUACCAAAACAGCAGGAGAUGGAUUCUGUGGUGACUGAGAUCUAUACUGCAAUGCAGCAAGAGGACCAUCUUCAAUCUACACUCUUCGUCUUGUGUGGAGAUCAUGGCAUGAACGAAGCUGGAAACCAUGGCGGGUCCUCUCCUGGUGAAACAUCGCCCGCUUUGCUUUUCAUGUCACCCAAGUUUGAAGCCUUGGGCCGGAGAAAAAGCCCCAUGGAACCCGCAGGGGAUAUGCAGUACUAUCAGACAGUUCAGCAAGCCGACAUCGCUCCAACUUUGGCAGGACUUCUUGGUGUUCCAAUCCCCAUAAACAGUCUCGGUGUGUUCAUCCCAGACUUUCUAGGGAUGUGGAAUCAUGGUUCCCAUAAAUUCCGAAUCCUAUUUCAAAAUGCUGAACAGCUGCUGAACACGCUGACAACAACGUUCCCUAAUUCUGUCUUCGGCCUCGAUAGCAUUGAAACCUGUGAUUCCUCGGAUAGAUCGGGAAUCGAGGGGGCUCAAUGUGCAUGGUCUCAAGUACAGCAGCUUCUCGCUGAGGGAGCCGACGCCGAGGACUCUUACUCUACGGCCGGUCCCGCCCUGUUGCGGUUUUCAAGAAUUGCGCAGGAUGUGAUGAGUCGCACUGCCAGUAACUACGAUGUCUCCCGACUCGCCUUGGGUCUGCUGAUCACAGGCAUUGCAAGCCUCAUUGUACUCCCAGCCACGUACAAGCAAUGCUCACGGCACACAUCUUCUGGUUUGUUUUUGAUGUUUUUGGUCAUUACCUAUGGAAUGAUGAUGUUUGCGAGUAGUUAUGUGGAAGAGGAACAGCAGUUCUGGUAUUGGAUUUGUUCGGGGUGGACUUUCUACCUGCAUAUCAAAUCGGAGUCAACUGCAAGUCCUGUUUCACGUAGGGGCCUUGCAUCCUUAGCAUCUCGGCCUGACAAAUGUGCCAUUCUGGUGCUCGUGAUUACUCAAAGGAUCUUGCGGCGGUGGAACCAAACAGGACAGAAAUUCGCAGCCGAGCCUGAUAUUGCUCACACCUUCUUCACACGCCAUCCAACGAUUUUCUGGUGUCUUCUUAUCCUAACAUACGUGGAUGCCGGCCGUCAUCUUCUCAAGAACGUCCCAAUAUCUGGAAUGCCUAGGGUAGGUGCCGUGGUCGUUACCAUGUUGGCCUUUACGUUCAAAUUGCACUUUGUUGCAUCCGAAUCCCCCGAACUGCUAGAUGGGACAUUUAUCUUCCAAUUCAUGAAGAAGUGGCCUUGCAGUCUGUCAUUGGUUCUGCAUGCUAGACUGGUAUUUUAUGGACUCGCUGCCAUCAUCAUACUAGUACGGUUUAUCGGAAAACGAUCUAAAACUGCCCAUGCCUCGACAGACACCAUUCAUGAGGCUCUGCACAUCUUCCUGAUGACACAGACCCGUGCCACUAACGUUCCCUUGUUUCUGAUUUUCCGGAUCCAGGCCGGCAUUCUCUCUUCGAUUGAUCUCACAGGAGUUGAAGGGACAAUCACAACCUUGAUCUUCCAGUAUAUGACGUUCUUCGCAUUUGGGGGCUCAAAUGCGAUUUCCUCUGUAGACCUUACCAGUGGAUACAACGGUGUUGGUAGCUACAACGUGAUGCUAGUGGGAGUGCUCACCUUUGUGAGCAACUGGGCAGGACCCAUCUGGUGGGCUUCACGAAGUCACCAUUUCCGAAAGAAUCGCGCGGAACAAGAUCCCUCAUCACUGUUCACUUUCCAUGUUGCCAUGUCCUUGGUUUCUGUCAUGGCCGCCUGCACUGUGCUCCGGACUCAUCUUUUCAUCUGGACCGUGUUUUCUCCCAAAUAUCUCUACAGUAUGGCGUGGGCUACUGUCAACCAUGUCGCCGUGAAUCUAUUGAGCGAGGUCAUUUUUUCCCGAUCUCAAUAG